Messenger RNA from Daldinia caldariorum, 2687 nucleotides. RefSeq lists its product as uncharacterized. Bases 21 to 2342 code for a protein of 773 amino acids. NCBI's taxonomy places the organism in Eukaryota, Fungi, Ascomycota, Sordariomycetes, Xylariales, Hypoxylaceae. The transcript is spliced from 7 exons. The record is from RefSeq and is a predicted model, not a curated record.
AUCACUAGGUUGAACCCAUCAUGGAUGGAACCGCUGUCUCUGUGGUCCAGCCUCUUCCCGGCCGUGUUAACCCUUCCUCAACCCGCCGCUCGACUUCUACUAGGGUUACGGUUACGUCAAUUGACCAGACGUCAUGGAAGGCUGGGAAACGGUCUCGGAUCACAUCCCCCCCAUCUUCAACGACCUAUAACGCUAGCUCUACUCCCCCUUCCUUGCAGAUCACGAAAACCAAUAACUCUAAGGGAUAUGGGUCUAAACUCUCACCUUCAUCGCUGAUUAAACCAUCGCCCAGAAAGCGACGAAGGCUAGCUGCCGACGUUGUCACUUCGGUUGCCGCAGUCACCACAACAUCAGACGACCUUUGGCACAACCCUUCUGAUGCCAGCUGGGACCACCCCGUUCCUUCGGGGCCCCCUGGUUACGCUCUAGAGCCGAUCGUAUCAGAUGCGGCAAGAGACCACUUCAGCCUAUCUUCUCGCACCCUCGCACAGGAGCAGGGUCCGCAUGCGUAUGACUGGCCUUACAACUUCAACCGGUUAACUUCAAGUGGCAGCAGUAGCCAGCCUUCGUUAUUCCCUUCGCCACUCCCGCCUUAUCUAACCACGCAAGGACCCUCAUCAUAUCAUAAUAUUCCGGCAGAUUAUCUGGCAUACCAUACAUUGGCGACGACUCCCAACUACCCUGUUUACCCUUUACCUCCUUUUGGCUUGAACGGUUUGAACACACCGGACAUGUUGUUAGAGUAUCGACUCCGUCGAGACAGUGGUGUCUCCUCUCAAGAGCGAAAACCUCCCUGGUCCGGGCCCCUACCUUUGAGAGGGCGUGAUAUAGGUAAUCCAGACGAAGCUUUGGAAGAAGGAUGGAUAGAAGUAGAGAGACCGGUAGACGUGCCGGUAGAGGUACCGACGGAGGAGCUAGUAAAGAGGGACAGCGCCAGCGACUACGACAGUAUCCGGGAGUCUCCCAACCUCUCAGAAGAAGGCAGCCCUAGAUUAGAAGAAAGCUCGUGGGAAGCUGUCGGUAAAUAUGAUAUUCCACAGGAUAGAAACUCCCCGACACCUCAUCCCGAGGGGCGUUCUCGAUCACACCUGAGUGACCAGCACCGCAAGGAGACUGGCAAUACCCGAAAGCUAAAGUGCAAGGCCGAUCCGGAAGACCCCCGAGGCGUCGAUUGCCUGACCUGCCGUGAUAUCAACUUGGACUCGAAGAAGGUCAUUCAUAGGCUUCAGUGUCUGCGAUGGAAGCUUGCCGAAGUCAUCCUCUUCCGCGAUGGUGGCCUUGAGCUCACAAAACGAUGGGUUGGGACUAAGAUGAAAGAUCUGGGGCCGCGAGAUUGGGUUCAUAGCAGUGAGUUCCGUACGAUCAAGAUAGUUAUGGGAAGCAGUCAUCCGAUGGUAUUGAAGGUCAAGAAGUUCACGCCUAACGAGACGGAUAUUACUUGGAAAAACUGGGUUGAUGCGAAAGGGGAUAAGCAUAGAAUCGACAUUGAGCCUUACGCCCUCGCGAGCAUCUGGGAAACUUCUAGGAGUUACGAGGAGUAUCUAUACGACUAUGCGCGUUCGGCUGUGCGAGAGUAUGCCAAUGAUCUCAAAGUCGCUGAACUGGUUCGGACGACUUACAGAGCUGCCUUGGACUAUGCUCAGAGUUGUAAGGAUAUGUCCCCUCGUAUAAGAAUAGAAGAAAUAAAGAAUGGGAUUUUACUCGAACAGUAUUUCUACUUGUGGUUUGCGACAAGGAAUACUCUGAGAUCAGCAUUUAUCGUGGGAGAGGAGACGCUGGAUAUGAAGCCAAUAGAUAACAUCGAAUGUCCGUACCAUGGGACGAUACCGGUACCGCGAAUGAUCCCGGCGCAAUUCGACUCCCUUGGACACCGGAUACUUACGCGAUCCAGAAAGCUCGUGCUUGAGAAUUUAUGGAAGGUGAUGGCGGGCAAGAAUCCCCACCACUUCUACUUUGUUUAUCUGACCGUGUUCAUGCUUCUCCACGAAGCUUCGUUCACAUGUGCCGACAGGCUACGCCGGGCCAAAGAAAACAAAUACGCGAAAUACCGAUAUGAUCUGGCGAAAUUUGUCGAGGAGCUCCAAGAGGGAGCGAACAACAUCCUUAGCCACUGGCAUUACUACAAACGGGACGUGAAUGACUUGAUGCCGGAGGCAGGAUCCGAGGACAAGAAGAAUGCAGUUUGGGGAACCUUAAAGGCCAACGAGACGAGUCUCUUGGUCGAAACGCGCAACGCCUACGGACAAUUGGCGGGGGAUAGUUUAGAAUGGGAGGAUGACCUCUAUUUCGUGUCGCAAAUGUUUGAAGAAAACUGGCGUCCGGGUAAGACCUUCAGCCGGUAGAAAGGGGUCGAACCUCACGCGUACGUUAGCAUAUAAUUAGGUACCUAGGUGCCUAAGUACCUGGUAACUAUGUAUCUAUCGUAUAUCGAUUGGUACCUAUGUGAUGAUAUGGUAUAGGUAUGUCGUGGGAGACGUUGGUUGGUAGUGAUGGGCGAAAGAUUUUAAGAGAGAAAAAAAAGAAAAAAAAGGAGGAGAGAAAAAUAUAAAAGUGAUGGUUGCUACUAGUCGGUAUACUUCUGUAUGGGUCUAAGCUGUUAGUUUUUCAAGGAAAAUAUCAUUGAAUUACCUGAAUAAAAUUGAACGAUCUACUGCGAUUAAUGGACUUGGUUAAGUUUCGAUAUUAAA